Telopea speciosissima is the source of this 954-nucleotide messenger RNA. RefSeq lists its product as uncharacterized. The record is from RefSeq and is a predicted model, not a curated record. The coding region runs from base 1 to 954 and encodes 317 amino acids. NCBI's taxonomy places the organism in Eukaryota, Viridiplantae, Streptophyta, Magnoliopsida, Proteales, Proteaceae. The transcript is spliced from 2 exons.
AUGGCCAAAGAGGCUCAGUUGGAUAAUCUUAUUAAGAGACUAGAGGCUAUAGUUGUUAAGGGACCUUCCCAAGUCAACCAGGUACCCGCUUAUGCUAAAGUCCUCAAAGACUUAUUCACUCAAAAGCGGAAAACAAAAGUGCCCAAGAAAGCUUUCUUGGCUACCAAUGUUAGCUCUGUUUUUUCCCAACAUAUGAUGGCUAAAUGCAAGGAUCCUGGCUACCCUACUAUUUCUUGUGUCAUUGGUAACACUAAAAUUGACCAUACCCUUCUUGAUCUUGGAGUUAGUGUCAAUCUCUUGCCAUACUCUAUGUACCAACAAUUAGGGUUAGGAGACCUUAAACCAACCACUAUCACACUUCAAUUGGCAAACAGGUCCGUCAAGAUUCUCGAAGGAAUGAUUGAAGAUGUUUUAAUCAAGGUUAUCAAGGUUGGGGAAUUUUUUCUUCCUGUGUAUUUUAUUAUCUUGGACACCCAACCUGUCUCCAACAUCAGAGACCAAAUCUCAAUCAUCCUUGGAAGGCCGUUCCUUACUACCAGUGAUGCUUUGAUUAAUUGUAGGAAUGGUCACAUGAAACUUUCUUUUGGUAACACAUCUGUUGACUUUAAUAUUUUUAAAUUGGAUAAGCAACCAACUUUGAAUGAGGAUGUUCACAUGAUUCAUGAAAUACCUUAUUGGAUUGAGACUAAUUUUGACAUUGAUUUUGACUCGAGAUUCAAUGAGUGUAUGGAGCAAUUGGGCGACACUGAUGAUGAUUUCUUCUCUGAGGUCUAUAGUUUGCAAACUCUUUUGGAACCAAUUGGACCCUUGUCCACCUCGCUGCCCAAGCCUUCCAUUGAGGAGCCACCCAAGCUCAACUUGAAGGUGCUACCAUCACACCUCAGAUAUGCUUUCUUAGGCCAGAAUCAAACUCUCCCUAUUGUUAUUGCGUCUGAGUUAACCCUAAGUCAAUAA